Fusarium redolens is the source of this 1366-nucleotide messenger RNA. RefSeq lists its product as uncharacterized. NCBI's taxonomy places the organism in Eukaryota, Fungi, Ascomycota, Sordariomycetes, Hypocreales, Nectriaceae. The record is from RefSeq and is a predicted model, not a curated record. The coding region runs from base 41 to 1366 and encodes 441 amino acids. The transcript has a single exon.
CAAAAUUAGCGCUCUCCCAACCGAAGUCCUCGGCAAGGUGAUGAAUUAUGCUGGUAAUGACUCCAGGGAUGCUGUUAUCACUUGCUUGUUGGUUAAUCAACUGUGGCGAGAUACUUCCCUGCCAAUACUUUAUCGCGACUUGGUAUUGUCCUGUGGCCAGUCGCUAGAUCGCUUCAUAGCAUGCAACAAUCAGCAAGCUCUCACCCUAACACAGUCUUUUACACUGUACCUCAACCAUGACGAUCAGUCAGAUCGACUGGACAAAGCCAAAUGGGACAAAGCGGAAUUACUAAUCCCGCAAUUGGCAAAUGUUAUCCCGUCUAUGGCUAAUCUCAAGUCAUUCUCCCUUAUACGACAUCAUCGAACUAUGAGAAACCCUCCCAAGCCCUGGUCAGAAGCUCAACUCUACAAGACUACGAGAUCAACCAUUUCGUCCUUACUCAAAAGCCUCCCUGAAAGUUGCAUUAGUCUGGAACUUGCGGUGGGAGACAUAAAUGGUAGCAACCCCGACCCAGACCCCACGCAUCUGUGCGAGGAUCUGCGACGCCUGUUGCCGCGUUUGCAGCACGUUCACAUCAAUUUGGACCCUGUAUGCGAUGCAAUGCUAGGCACGUGGGACAAAGACAAGGUCUUCCAUCCCAUCAGCCUACCGCACCUACAGAGUCUCCACUUGGUGUGCAUUGAAAAUAAUGAGUGGGCAGAUUUGCAUCAGCCUCGGCCUUUAUCAACCUGGCACUCGUUGGUCCAUGGGUUACAGCAGGUAGACACGCUACCGGAGACAUCAUCCCCCGCCAAGAUUACAGUUUUGGGAGUCUCGCCAUCAGGUGGCGAGUCUGACAAGUCCAUAUAUCGGACUUUCCUGCGCUGCAACGUAGGAAAACAGGCCCGUGACACCAAUACAUGGGCAUUCCCAGUGACAUGGCUGGCGGGCCUCAGUCACACUCCGGCUCACUAUAUCCGGAUGAGAAAUGGGGAGGCAUUUGUAGUCCUGGAUAAAAGAGACUAUAUCGGUAUAGCUGGGGGGCGGCCAUGGAGAACGCUAACUAUAGGCGCAAGAUUACCUACAGCUUGGACUUGCGGCAAAGCAUUGAUGCCAGACCAUGGCAUAUUCGAAUACACAGAGUGGUCCAAAACGUACCCCAAAAAGCAGCCUAUGCUAAUACGUAAUGAAAGGUUAGCUGGACAGUGUCUUAUUAGUGCUGAGGAACGCGAGGGCUAUCAGAACACAGCAAGUUUGGUGGAACAAACACCGGAAGGCUUUGUUCGGUAUGGCGGACCUGUGUCGCGGAAUUGGCAGCUGUACAGAGAAGAUGAGGAAGGCCCAGAAGACUGGAACCCUGAUGCACCAAACGGACCAGUGGGCUAA